Molecule: messenger RNA, 2816 nt
Organism: Sinocyclocheilus grahami
Lineage: Eukaryota; Metazoa; Chordata; Actinopteri; Cypriniformes; Cyprinidae
Product: POU domain, class 3, transcription factor 3-B-like
Exons: 2
Coding region: 613-1947 (444 amino acids)
Biological process (GO): brain development; regulation of transcription by RNA polymerase II
Cellular component (GO): nucleus
Molecular function (GO): DNA-binding transcription factor activity, RNA polymerase II-specific; RNA polymerase II cis-regulatory region sequence-specific DNA binding
Source: RefSeq, a predicted model, not a curated record
AACUGGAGCGGUUUGGCAGGUUUAAACACAUCAAAACAGAACAAAGAGACAGACUUUACAGCACCAUAAAAGAAUCUGCAAAAGAAAAGAAAUAAAGGGACGGCGCAAGUGAAAUCGCUGCGGCUAAAAAACAAAAGAACUGAGGAAGAACCACGUUUAAUAUUUUUCCACUCGGUAACGGAACAUACGUUUGGACUUAUUAUUUUAAGGGCAUAUUACAACUUCUUCAAGCGCCAGAAGUUUCUUGCGGGACAAAGUUUUGAAACUAUUUUUAAUCUCUCAUUUUUUAUUUGUUUUCAGACUAUUUAAAAAGAAAAUAUAGAUCGAAGGACUGUUUGACUUCCGAGGGGUUUUCAACGCUGACAUAAAAGUGGAAUUUAUCGUUUCAAUCAUUCAUGUUCGAAAUAUAUGAAUGCACAAAUUAUUCAAGAAACGGAUUUCGUCCUCUCGCCUACAAUAUCUUUCUCUUUGCUUUUUUGUUGAUGGUGUUUGCCAAAACACAAGUCAGACUUUUAACAUUUGAAUAAUUCAUGAGAAAUAAUUUGCCUGCAUUCAAAAAGUUUCUGCAAAAGGGAGGGGGUGAUCUGCAAACAUAUUCAUAAGGUUAGCGGAAUGGCCACAGCGGCUUCCAACCCUUAUCUACCCAGCAGUAGUAUAUUAUCGUCCGGCUCGAUCGUGCACUCGGACUCCGGAGGUGGGAUGCAGCAGGUCAGUGCUGCGGUAACCUCAGUGUCCGGUGGGUACAGAGGAGACCCAGCGGUUAAAAUGGUACAAAGCGAUUUCAUGCAGAGCGCAAUGGCAGCGAGCAACGGGGGACAUAUGCUGAGCCACGCUCACCAGUGGGUGACGUCCUUGCCUCACGCUGCAGCGGCGGCUGCAGCUGCCGCAGUGGCCGCUGCUGAAGUAGGAUCGCAUUGGUCGUCUAGUCCCGUUGGAAUGACAGGCAGUCCGCAACAGCAGCAGGACGUGAAAAAUAACUCGGGGAGAGACGAUUUGCACUCUGGGACUGCGCUGCAUCACAGACCCCCACACUUAGGUCCCCACCAGACUCACGCGGGUGCCUGGUGUAGCACAACCGCUGCCCACAUCCCUUCUCUAACUGGGAGCCAACAGCAGCAGCAGUCCCUCAUAUACUCGCAGCCUGGAGGCUUCACGGUGAACGGCAUGCUCAGUCCGCCGGGCAGCCAAAGCCUAGUACACCCGGGUCUGGUGCGUGGCGACACCCCAGAGCUCGAUCACAGCAGCCACCACCACCACCAUCACCACCAGCAUCAACAUCACCAGCAAACACACCACGGAGUGAACAGCCACGACCCGCACUCCGACGAGGACGCGCCGACGUCGGACGAUUUAGAGCACUUUGCCAAGCAGUUCAAACAACGCCGGAUCAAACUGGGCUUCACACAAGCGGACGUGGGCUUGGCGUUGGGCACUCUGUACGGGAACGUCUUCUCGCAGACCACAAUCUGUCGCUUCGAAGCUCUCCAGCUCAGCUUUAAGAACAUGUGCAAGCUGAAGCCGUUGCUCAAUAAAUGGCUGGAGGAAGCAGACUCUUCCACAGGCAGCCCCACCAGCAUCGACAAGAUAGCGGCUCAGGGCAGGAAGCGCAAGAAGCGCACCUCCAUCGAAGUGAGCGUCAAAGGUGCGUUGGAGAGUCACUUCUUGAAAUGUCCCAAGCCUUCGGCCCAAGAGAUAACCUCUCUAGCGGAAAACUUGCAGCUGGAGAAGGAGGUGGUGAGAGUUUGGUUUUGCAAUCGGAGACAGAAAGAGAAAAGGAUGACGCCCCCAGGAGUGCCGCAGACGCCGGAGGAUGUAUAUUCUCAGGUCGGCAAUGGACAUUUUUUAGUAGAUUACUUAAAAGAUGCAAGUUUAACUGGGCCGAGCGAACCGGGCGACCAGAGGGUGACAACUACAAGUUCGUUCCACCAGGUAAUAUUGGCGCAUUAACUUCAACUGAAAAAAUAACAGAAAUUAGCAAUGAGCAACAAAAUCUUUUACCCCCAUACCCUGUUACACCAAUGUCUUGUUUGAGAGGCAAAAGACGCAGGCAAUUGUGUAUGUUGUUAUGGGACAUUAAACCUCAAACAAAGGGAUGAAAUUCAGCUGAAACAAUGCGAAGAACAGUGGCAUCCACGAAGCUUCCAUCCAACUUGGCAGAGAAGACUGCAUGGUUUGAUAUUAUCCAAAAAAUAUGGAAUGGAUUUUUUCCCCUGGCCUUCCAAUCCUCACAAAAACAACAAAAGACUGCUCUCAGUUUCUGAUCUCCAAGAUCACAUCUUUUGAAAUUGUUUUUUUUUUUUUUAUGUAAAGAACUGAAUCUUACGUGGAUUUUUGAGGACAACUUUAAAUCAAAGAUGACUUUUGAAAAGACUGAAUAUUCCGCAGCUGCACCUCAUUGAAAAUCUUCAGUGCGAACAUCCGUUGCCAAGUGGGCCAGAGCUGGUGCUGUGGAUGUUUUCAUGUGCUGCCAUUUCCAAGCAGUAUUCUUUGGUAGGUUUUAAUAAACAAGACUAUGUAAAGCCGGCAAUAUAGAUUCAUUAGAUCAGAUGCUGAUCGGAAUUAUUUACUUAAUAUUUUUCAUUAAAAUGCUUUGUUUUAAUAUUUUAUUCGGGAUACAUACGAACUAUUCCAAACAGUUAUUAUUUAUUUCCCCCAGGCUUGUGUAAAAUGUUUUCCCCUGUUUUCGUUGUUGACCUUAUUUGUUUUGUUUAAUUUUGUAUUCUCAUUUUUAAAAGAGCACAAAUCUACACGAGCUGACUUUGACAGUAGGUAAUAAGGGUAUAUUUUGAUGUGAUGAUUUGACUGUAAUUUAAUUU